Colossoma macropomum (tambaqui) is the source of this 1594-nucleotide messenger RNA. RefSeq names its product SH3 domain binding glutamate-rich protein (gene sh3bgr). The coding region runs from base 148 to 915 and encodes 255 amino acids. The transcript is spliced from 15 exons. The record is from RefSeq and is a predicted model, not a curated record. NCBI's taxonomy places the organism in Eukaryota, Metazoa, Chordata, Actinopteri, Characiformes, Serrasalmidae. Gene Ontology annotation, cellular component: cytoplasm.
GGGACCCUUGCAGCAAGACCCCCGCCUAAAGCUCCCUAUGCCCGAGCUGUGGACAGAAAUAGCUCUAGCUUCCACACCGUCAGUGCCCUCUGUGCGCUCCAGUGUCUGUCUGUUCAGCCUUCACCUACUUCCAUUUCCACAUUAACAAUGGUCAUCAAAGUUUUUCUGGCAUCUUCUUCGGGGUCGACGGCGAUAAAAAAGAAGCAGCAGGAUGUGCUCGGCUUCCUGGAAGCGUUAAAGAUUGAGUACGCGCAACUGGACAUCGCCUCAAACGAGGAGAACCGUAUGUGGAUGAGGGAGAAUGUACCCGGAGACAUGAAGCCCUCCAACGGAAUCCCCCUCCCUCCGCAGAUCUUCAACGAGGAGAACUACUGUGGGGAUUACGAGACAUUCUUCAACGCCAAGGAGGAAAACUCAGUGUACGAGUUCCUCGGUCUGACCCCCCCACCUGGGUUCAAGGAAGCAAAACAAUCCGGUUUGUGGCAGACGAUUGAGGAUGGAGCUGAGGAGCAGCGUGAUGAUGACACCUCAAGAGAGGCGAUACCAAUGGAGGAACAGAAUGGAAACGCACACACGGAGGAGGAGAAGACAUCUGGAGAAGAAGCUGUAGAAGAAGAGAUGAAGGAAGGAGAGGAGCAGGAGGAGCCGUCAGAAGAAGAAAGUAAAGCCUCACCUGCGGAGGAGGAAGUCCAGGAAGGUGAAGAAGAAGGAGAAUAUGAGAGGGAAGAAGACGAUGCACCAGUUUCAGAGGGUGAAGAGGACUUAGUGUCUGAGGAAGAGGAGGAGCUUCGACAGCUUGAGGAACAAGAAGAGCCAGUCAGUGAGGAAGAGCCUCAAGAAGAGCCAGUCAAUGAGGAGGAUGAAGUGGCUCAGGUGUCGCAGGAGGGAGAAGAAGCAGAAGAGGCUGAGGACUAAUCCACCAACUCACAGCAGUAGAACAGUGAAGCAUGAAGUGUCUCCAUCCCACCCGCUGUGGCAGUCUCUGAAGACCACCUCGAAGACGUGCACCAUCGUCCAAGAAAUGUCCCACCACGACCCGGGAGAGAUCGUUCAAAUGACUGAAUUCUGGAAACCCAAUCUGUACAUGAACCCCAGCAUCCGCUCCUGCGCUCCUUUUAGGGAAAUGUAGUUUUUAUACUGUGAGGAAGUCGAGGAGGCAGAUUUUGUAAUAUUUAUGUCUUUGUUGUCUCGAGUUAUAAAACAAACACAAAACUCUGCAGAGUCUGCACUGUAAUCCCCUCCGACCUGUGUAGUUCAUCUGUGUUCACUGUUGUGUUCAGUAGACGUUACUGAAGGUUUCUGAAGCUGCUGAUGUGACUUGUUGGUGUCUGUAGAUCAGAGGCCCGGUUUUCUACACAGAUUAAGAUUAAGAACAUAUUAAAUAUAAUCCUGGAGGAAAAAGCAGUUUCAGUGGAGAAUUAGUCUUAAUCUUUGUUUAGAAAACUGACUUUAACAACACUUGCUUCUCAUCUCUCCUUUUGAUUUGAUGCCUUUUAAUUAGGGCUGUCACUAUUGAUUACAUUAGUAAUCAGGUUAUUUAUCAAUUAUUCUCAUAAUAAAUCAAGUGGCAUUAAAAAGCCAAAUAAAAAAAGAG